CAUAGGUCAUAACAACUUCCUUGGAUUCAAAAUGGCGGCCUCCAGUGCGGUAUAAACUGUCUAGUUUCGGCGGAAUUGCGGGGGAAAAUUCAAGGAGAUCAGACUUAUGCAGUUGGUAACAGAGGAUUAUUAAAGAAACCAAUGACCAAGGAUGAAAAACGAGGAUGAGAAAGUCAUUGAGCGUCUUCCCUUGGAGCACCCCCUCCCAGAGGAGAUUCAGAAGAUGGAGAAAGAUGAGACGGUCUGUCAGUUUUGUGGCGUCAGUUAUCUGAUCCAUCGAGAAGUCAAGGCAUUGGAGGAUCAGCUUGAAAAGGUACGUGAGGAGUUGGCGCGAUAUGAAGGCAGUGAAGAGCGAGAACAGAAACUCAAGGAUGAGUUGGAGAAAACCAGGAAAGAGAAGGAUGCUGCCAUCUUCACAACCCAAGAACGUGACAAAUCUAUCCAAGGUUUAAUGGAGGAGGUAGAUCAUAAAAACACGGAGCUGAAAGAGUUGGCAGAAUCCAAGAAGACUCUUCAAAGUAGACUUGAGGAGGAAGAGGAAACUUCAGAAAAACUGAGGAAGCAGCAAGAAUUCUGGAAGACGAGAUUACCCAGCGUCAAUUCGGCUGUUCAGCAACAGAGAUCUGAGCUGCAGAACAUCCACACUUUCAUUCAUCAAAUGGGGAAAAUUGUGACGGAAUCAUCCAAUAAGCUGAGGCAUACUGUCCAGACAGUGUGCUCACAAGAAGCUAAUGUUAUUGUGAGACUAAAAGACGAAGUAUCCAGACUUGAAGAAGAGAGAACCUCUUGGCAGAACGGCCAGGGUGGCAUGGAGAGAAAUCUAAGGAAUGCCCGGGCAGAGGUGGAGAGACUUACGCAAGUUGAGGGACAACUCAAACAGAAGGAGCAGAAAUGCUUACAACUCACGUCACAGAUAGAGAGAUUAGAAACGGAAUUGAAUGAAGCUACUACGAAGCAAAGAACGUUGAGCACCGAGGCAGCCGAACUCAGAGGAUUACUGAAGAGCAAGACACAGGAGGUAGAGGACCAGCAGACACAGCAGAGAAGAAAGGAACAGAUCUCUGAACAGCUGUCCUCCAAACUGCAGCACGAACUCAAACAGAAGAGCAGUGAACUGCAGUCGGCACUGGCUGACUACCGCAGGCUGGAGCAGCGUGUCCGUGACAAGGAGAGAGCGGAGGAAGAGAUCCAACGACAGGCGACACUGUCCAUGGGAGAGACGGAUCAGAUACGACAAGCCUUGAUGAGGAGCCAGGAGGAAUGUAAUGCACUCAAGACGGAAAGGGAACUCAUGAUAUCCUCUCAUCAGAAUCGCAUUGAGCAACUCCGAGAAAGCUUCAAGCAGAAACUCAUAGAUGCUGAAAGAUGGCCAUCCAAGAUGGAUGACACGUUGCAGAAGGAGAGAACAAGACACGCUCAAGAAAUGCAAGAGAUGGAAGCAAAGAUGAAAGAAGCCUUCCGAAUAGAGUUGGAUAUCGAGAAACAGAGGCAUCAAGAGCUGACCGAUAAAUACAAGGUGGAAUUCCAAGAGAAAGAGAACAAGUUCAAAGCUGAGUUACGGAGUCUCAGCUCACGACAUAAGUCUGAGCUAAGCCAACUCGAGAAACAGGUGUCGUCCCUCAAGACGCAGGCAUCGACUGGUGAGGAGUCACUUAGGAGAGAGGUUCAGGGCCUGAAAGCAGUCAUUGGGGACCUGGAGAACAGACUUGGUAAGGCAGGAUCUGAGAGCGAUGAAUUAGUGGCUAGCCUGAAGGCUGAGCUGAGGGAAGCUGAGCAGGACCUCAUGUCCAGCAGAGAUGAGAGCCGAGUAAUAGAGGACACAUUGGCACAGUCAAAGGAAGAGAUACUCUUUCUACAAGAAACUGUCCGUCGAGAGUGCGAAGAGCGUUUUGAGCUGACAGAAUCCCUCAGCGAGGCCAGGGAGCAGCUGUUAGCCUACCAGCGUCACGGCACCCUCGCCGGUACCCUCACCGGUACCCCUCGGCCUGCCUCAAGCACCAAGUCACACAAGUCCGACUCCAGUUUCGGCGCGACUCGUAAAUCCAGCACCGGGUCCAUGCCGCCUGGGCAGGGUCAGAAGCAUGGGGCGGGCCAGGCACCUGCUUCUCCUAAUAAGAUAGCUUCCAGUAGUAUCAAUAUUGGGUUUAAUGCGGGGCAGGCCAAGCCACCUGCUAGUCGGCCGAGGGAUGGGAGUAUGUCAGACAGUAGACAGAGGAUUGCUGCUGCUAUCGGCAGAAGGUAGUAGGAAUAGUUGAUCUAUUCAAGACAUGGAAAGGGUUGUUGAUGAUGAGGAUUUGUCAAAACGUGUGACAGGGUCGUUUCAGAUGGCAUGUGAACUUCAAUCAAGUACAGUGAUUUAACCAAAGCUCAGCUGACUGUGAGCGAACGCUGGUAGGUCCCGUGUGUUGUAUAAGGCCUAACGCACGUAAAAGAGCCCAGUAACGCUUAUCGCUAAGAGAAGGGGUUCGCCCCGGUGUUUCAGGCAGGAAGGAUGUGUAUGCAUCAAGUUGGUGUGAUGUUCCCCCGGGAUGCUUUGCCGACUAUAUGAUACAGAUACAGAUACAGAUGUUUGGAUUAGUGUAUUAAAUAUUUGGGACAAACCUCCCAAUGCUGGUAAUUUCAUGAACACUAUAUACGAAUUUGUGGGUUCGUGGGUUUGUGAAAACUUGUAGGUUUGAACUUAUGAGGUUCGAGUCCCACCGAGUAAGCUUGUGAAUAUUUUCGCACAAGCCGUCAGUCAACACUUGGGUUUAACCCAACAUUAAAUCCAGUUUAGAUUGCCACAUUAUAAGGGGGAAUUACAAGCAGGUAUUGUGGAAAAUUAUUCCCACUAAAAUACCACCAAAUUUUCAAAAGGUAACUGAGGUGACUAAGGUACUUUUAAUGAAAAUUGUAUAUUCCAUCCAACUACCAAUUACCGUCCAAAAAUUGUUUUAAUUAUUAAAAUAGUAUUUUGACUACUUCACUGUGCAUGCCUUGUUUUUAAUUUUGUAAUAUUGAAAUAUUGUAAUAUUUUUUUAAUGGAAGUCUCCUAUGUUUUACUAAAGGCAAUUGCUAAAAAAUAUACCGUCCUUUUCCCCCUUUUUUUAUUACCUUUGUAUAACAUCAGUUUGUAUUUGAAUGUGAAAAGGAACAGGAAGACAGGUUGCUGGUUUUCAGACAUUUACUAUAGUACAAAAAAGUCCUCAAUACUUUGUACAGAAAGAUCUAGAAAUAUGACAGUAUUUUUACAUCUUAGUUUAUUCAUUCUUGAGAAAGAUAGUGUGCCUCCAAUUUCCAGUUGUUUUGCAGUUGUUUAAUUGUACAUGUUUAAGGUUGACUGUAUAUAUUUGGUAAAGAUAAUUAAUAUAAAUAAAUUAUAUUUGGAAACCAGAU
Molecule: messenger RNA, 3375 nt
Organism: Patiria miniata (bat star)
Lineage: Eukaryota; Metazoa; Echinodermata; Asteroidea; Valvatida; Asterinidae
Gene: lekr1
Product: leucine-, glutamate- and lysine-rich protein 1-like
Exons: 15
Coding region: 152-2242 (696 amino acids)
Source: RefSeq, a predicted model, not a curated record